GAAGACGCAGUAGCAGCAGCAGCAGCAGCAGCAGAAGAAGACGAAUAAGAAGACGGAGGAGAAGGUGGGCUCAUCAUAGACAGUGUAUUAUGUCUAUGGGCCUCAUUGCGUGAAUCCACCGUAGUUAAAACAAUAAAGGCGUAUUGAAAUCUCUCCUCUGGUGUCGGUCAUAUUCAGCGGCUCACAGGAGCACAGCGGAGCCGUCUCCUCUCGCCGAGAAACCGUCUGCCCACCAAGCCUCACGGGUCAUUGAGAUGAGUGUGGGCCGGCCGGAGCCACAGGGAUAUUUGUCUCGUUACUCGUUACACCGGGAUUUGGUCCGUGUGCUCACUAUGUAGGCCGGUAUCCCUGUUGGAGGACAGAGUGGUGGAUUCUCCACCCCUGCAGAGGUAACAAAUUAGAAGCGUUAAGGCAAAAUAAGGAGGCUGCUGUAAUCCAUGUUCCCUCGAGUGUCUGCUUGGAAAGAUGAGUACAGACAGACCCAAACGGAAUAUCAUUAAGAAGAAAUAUGACAUCAGCGAUGGGAUGCCGUGGUGUGAAGAGCGUCUGGUUCGCAAAGUUCUUUUCCUGUCCCUCAGGGAAUUCAGAGACACACACCGUACCGCACACAAACACUCCCACAUACACACACGCACAUCAAAAAAAACACUGUUACAUGCUCCAAGAAAGAGACAGACACUACCUAGUGCACACAGUCAGAAAAAGACAUGCACAAGACAGAAUGUGCACACGCUACACAAAGCUCACCACAGGACAUGCACACAGAAAAACACACAUAGCACACAAAGUUUGCACAUUUCAAAACACUUACGUCCUCAAGAACAGAACAAAGGGCAAAAAACUACCUUGUCUCAUGAUUCCAACACACCCAAAAAAAAAUGCAUGACCCACACACUUCAGAAUAUGCAAACACAAUCAAAAAUGUGUACAGAGAAAAUGACACACACUGAACAGCACCCACACUUACAAGAAAAUGCACACAUGUUUCAGAAGAACUCUGUGUCAACCAGGACACUACGCUCACAUAAAACAAAAACAAGUCUGUCACUACUGAACUCCAAACACAUUGGAAGUGGUAAUCGAUCACAAAGAACUCAGCAAAAACACUCAGUGAAGAACACGUGCACAACUGACAACAGACAGACACUGAUGAGCACGGCUGUUCCCACCAGGACACUGAGGUCACACACUCCCAGCAGCCUCAGGGACUCUGUGGUAAAUGGCAUCAGUCGGUGUCAGUCUCUCCUGUCAGCUCGUCCCAGCUGGAGCUGGGCUUUACAAACACGCACCACAAAGCACCGCCGGCCUGCUAGCAUCCAUCGUGAUAAGGAUGACCCUGCCAGCAAGAGGUCAACUGUUCUACUGUUUGCAUGUUCAUACCUAUGUGCAUGAUUUGCCUACUGCAUAAGCACAUUACUGAAAUGUGUACACACAAGUUUACAGCCCUUUCCACACCUUAGCAGGGACUUCUUACAACAAAGCCUUUUGUACACAUGUAAAAGGCAUGUUAGGUUGAAAAUCUGACCUUUUGGAAAACUCUUCCAGGGUGAGGUUAUUACGACGAUGCAGACGCACUUUAUAUAUGUUUGUAGUAUCCUUGGCAAUUGUGAAAUCUGCGUGUUAUGGUAUUGGGGGACUUAAGAAUAUACAUUGACAGAAUAGAUAUUGUUUUGUUUAACUUUAUAUUUAGAAAAACACAAAUUAAUAUGCUUUCCGAGUGUAUGUUAAUGGCAUUAAAUAUGUGUUUUCAGG
Molecule: messenger RNA, 1752 nt
Organism: Acanthopagrus latus (yellowfin seabream)
Lineage: Eukaryota; Metazoa; Chordata; Actinopteri; Spariformes; Sparidae
Exons: 4
Coding region: 466-1392 (308 amino acids)
Source: RefSeq, a predicted model, not a curated record